AUGAUGCUCUCAUCACAAAUACAUCCUCCAAACCCCCUGCAGCCUCUAAGCCUCAGCAGGGCAGCAGGUUGUUGGAGAUAUACACCAGCAUGCUCUAACAACAAAUACAUGGAGGACAACACUGCUACAGGACUCUCCAUGACUGAAACAAAAGGAGUGUGCAGAAAUGGAGCCCCCUAUUGUGCAAUAACUAAUGGGGAGCCACACACAAGCAACUUGAACCAGAUCACAAGAGAGGAUCCUCUGUUCUGUGAAGCAUGCUCCAACACAAAAUUGGAGCUGCACACAAACCUUCAGCAGUUUCUCCACUCCAUCCAUGAACUCUCUAAAAGCUCAACACUUGCAGCAGCCCAUUGUGCAACCCCUGUCAUGCUGGCUCCUGGUUGUUGUGUAGCUGCAGGUACAUCAACAACUGGAGAGCUAUUCCAUCAGAAAUUGGAGAGCUAUUCCAAGAAAGCAGCAACUUCCUUCUGGAUUUUGUGGUUAUUUGGUUGUUUGUAUUUGGCUGUUAGUUUUUGCUUAGGGACAUCAAAAACUGGGGAGCUAUUCCAUCAAAAAUUGGAGUUGAUCACCAGGAAUUCACAGACACAAUCCCAUAACAUCCAAUCCAGUAUUUGGCCUUGUUCUUCUCCAUCUUUUUGGACAUGGCCUUUGUCCACUUAUGCAGGCCCUCUUUGGAACUGCUAUGAGGGAUGCAAUGUCCUGAGGCUUCUAUGGAGCAACACACUCAGCUGGUCAACCACACUAUCUAUUAUCAACACACCCCAGCAACAACUCCACCAACCUGCAGCAGACAAGGAACAAAUACAACCUAAUAGUACUACUAUUGGUUACAGCAGCAUGCAGAUUUCUUGGGUUGUGUGGUUUGUUGGUUUUGAUUGUCUGUGCAGGUACUCCAAGAAUUUGAACCUGAUCACAACAAAGGACAUCCAUUCUUGUGUAACUGACACCAACAAGCAACCUAAUCACAAAGGAAGCAACAAGAAGAUGCACACUUGUUUGAGAUCUUUUCUAUUAACCUCAGCUCCUUUCUUGCUGGUUCUUGUUUGUUGUGUAGAUGCAGAUGUCAGGAUGGACUUAUCAACAUGUCUUCCCAACACCUACAUAGAACACAUCACAGCUACAACCACCAAAACAAAUACCAAAACAAUUACUAAGAGGCCUCCACAAGGACUAUGCAGAAAUGCAACUUUCUUCUGGUUUUUGUGUUUGUUUGGCUGUUUGUCUUUGGCUGAUUGUUUUUUCUUAGGGACAUCCACACUCUCUAACAUCAACACACCACAGCAAACACUCUACCAACUGGCAGCACACAAGGAACAUGGGUACAGCAGCCUGCAGAUCCCCUUGGUUGUGAGGUGCAGUCGUUUUGAUUUAUGCAGGUACCCCAGCUGCAGCUUCCUCCUUGAAGCUGCAUUGAGCCCCAAGAGCAGUCACCCCAGCAACAACUCCAUCCACCUGCAGCAGACAAGAAACAUAUACAAGUUUGUUUGUUUUGUUUUUCUGUACAGGUACUCCAAGAAGUCUAACCACCUCAUAACAAAGACCAACAAGCAGCCUAGGGAGACUGCAGCCAUCAGAACCUGCAGAUUGGCAGCCUUGGAUGCAUUCCAUCAACAGCUGCAAUAGCUACACCAACUUGAAGCAGACAAGGAACAAAUACAAGCUAAUGGUUGUUGGAGAUACAGGCAACAGUGGAACCCAGAAGGAACUCCAACACCCUCAGAGACAACAUCCAAGAACCAACAACAAUAUCAUGAGUAGCUGUAGAAUGAUACACCUCCAUCAACUCCAUAUACAUACUGUGGAAACACAACACCAAACAACUACUCAGCCACACACCAAACAACAACUCAACCACAGAGCUGAAGCUGAAAGUGCAGAAUUGAAAGAUGAAGUUCAACAGCAUCAGCAACAACAGAGGCCAAA
Solanum dulcamara is the source of this 1926-nucleotide messenger RNA. RefSeq lists its product as uncharacterized. The transcript has 5 exons. The record is from RefSeq and is a predicted model, not a curated record. Lineage: Eukaryota; Viridiplantae; Streptophyta; Magnoliopsida; Solanales; Solanaceae. Bases 1 to 1626 code for a protein of 541 amino acids.